Messenger RNA from Drosophila busckii, 1456 nucleotides. RefSeq lists its product as uncharacterized. The transcript has 3 exons. NCBI's taxonomy places the organism in Eukaryota, Metazoa, Arthropoda, Insecta, Diptera, Drosophilidae. The record is from RefSeq and is a predicted model, not a curated record. Bases 68 to 1408 code for a protein of 446 amino acids.
GGGGAAAAGCGACCAGAGUACCAAAUGCGUUCUCAAAGCUCUGGAUACACUCAGGCAACAUUUUUUAAUGAUGCAGACUGUGUGCGUAGAAAAUGCGCAUGAAAUACUGCAACUAAAACAGCGUAAUGGCCAGCUGGAGCUGCAACAGAAACUAAAUAGCCCCAAGCGGCGGAGACUCUCACCAAAGAAGCUACAAAAGCAACGCAGCUGCGUUUUCGCCCAUAGCACGUCACCAUUUGUAGCCGAGAGCCAAAAUUCGCUUAAUAUGAAUAUAGCACUAGUGCCCAGCGAUGAUGAGGAAGAAUCCAUUGCAGAGACAGAACAGCCUGUAAGUCCAUACAAGCCCUGGAGCACACGGCGUAAGUUUAACAAUUACAAUGCGGAGAACGAGCAGCCAGCGGCAAAAACUGAAGCCAAUUGGCUGCGCAAGACUCCGUUAAAUAGGUUGACCUUGGGCAAAGGCAAAGCACAAAAUAUUUCACCUAGACUGAAGCAGACAAGACUGCAAUUUGAUAAUAGCAAAGAGAGUAAGCCUGGCGAUAAGGAUAUCAUAGAAUCCAGUCCAAAUUUGUAUGCAACGCUUAAGCAAGCUAGCCAGUCACGCUCGCUGCUGCAAAAAAACGUCAACGUCAGCGAAUCAAGCACCAGCAGCAACGCAGCCACGGCUACAACCAGCAACAAUAAUCAGACCGCUUUUGUCUUGCACGAUGAUGACGACUCGUUCUUUUCGCUAUGUCCAGAUGCAACAGCACCAACGUUGCCACCGGCGCCGCUAUCAACAGCUACUGCCCUGCCUAGCUUAAGCAGCACUUCAGGUUCACCCAGCGUUAUGAUUCUCACACCAGAAACACAGGAAAUAGUCUUUGUAGAUGAUAGCUUGGAAGAGCCUAGUGACUUGAAUACAAUGGACUUUAUGGCGGACAAGGUAUCGCUAUCAAAGCUGCAACGAUACGAAGCCAAGCUAAUCGAAGAGCAGCAAAAUGCGGUAAAAAGUAAAAAACAAGCGAAGAAGCCAGCUGCUGAGCCGGUGAAAGUAAAGAAGGAAGUGCUUACAGAGCAGAUUGAAGCUGGCAAUGAAUCCACCAAGCUGCCAGAUGAUUUUGAUUUACCUGAUAGCGAAGAGGAGGAGGAAGAAGUAUUUCCAAGGCCUAUAAUAGUCAAGCAGGAAAAGCAAAGUGUCAAGGAGCGCUUUAAUAUAGACUGCGAGCAGUGUGAAAAGUAUAUCAAUUUAAUGGGCUCCAAGCUAAGCGAUGACAGAAUACGCCAGUUUCUUAGUAGCUGCAAGCAUAUCAAUGAACGUGCCUGUGAGCAGAAUACGCCUGACGGGUUUUGGAAUCCACUAAUGGUUUCCUUUGCAGCAGACGAUCCACGCAGCAAAGUGCUUGUCGAGCGACGCUUUGCUAAAUAAUAGACAAAAGUUAAAUGCACAUUUUUUAAUAGACUGCAAUGAAUAACA